Messenger RNA from Tupaia belangeri chinensis (Chinese tree shrew), 739 nucleotides. RefSeq names its product claudin-34-like. Gene Ontology annotation, cellular component: membrane; bicellular tight junction. The record is from RefSeq and is a predicted model, not a curated record. The transcript has a single exon. Gene Ontology annotation, molecular function: structural molecule activity. The annotation marks the transcript as partial. NCBI's taxonomy places the organism in Eukaryota, Metazoa, Chordata, Mammalia, Scandentia, Tupaiidae.
GUCCCUGGAUCUGCCGCCAUCACGACCAGGAUCACCGACAAUGUCCAUUGCCAAGUGGCAGGCUUGGCUGUGGCCACCAUAGGAUGGAUCCUUACCGUUAGUUCCACGGGCUUCACGGAGUGGCGAGUGUGGUACAUGGAGAGCACCUCACCCCCUGGCCUCUCCUGUGUGGGAAUGUGGAGAGUCUGCAUUUAUCACCGGGAGAGCUACUCUAGCGAGAUCAAACUGUGUCACCCAUAUACGUACCAGGACACCUUCCUCCCUCUUGAUAUUCGUGUUGCCCAGCACCUCCUGCUGGGUGCCAUCAUUCUGGGGCUCUUGGGGAAAACUCUCAUUAUCUUUGCACUUUGGACCCUAAACACAGGCGUUCCUCGGGGGGGUGUCACCUACAAGCUGUUCGUUGGUUCAGGAAUUCUUCACAUGACUGCUGGCUUCUGUAUCUCAGCGGCAGUGGCCUGGAAUUACUACUCCAUCACCCGCAUGCAGGGUAUUGCCUUCCCACCAUCUUUCCAAAUACCCUACAAGCCAGACACUCAGGAAAUUGGCAGUGCUGUUCUAUUGGCAGCUCUGGCCGCCUUACUGAUGCUGUUGAGUGGGUUGUUCUUCCUCUCUUACAGAUCUCCCCGGGGCAACAAAGUGCAUCCUGAAGUUCGACAAAAUGAAUUUCCUAGCUGCUCUGUCUUUGUAAAUCCAUGACUCUCAGGAGCUCAUGGGAGGUAUUACCAAAUGUUUGCAAGGA